AUGAAAAAAAGUGGAGGAUAUCAAGACGAUUAAUCUAAGACUUCCUUUUUUAACGAUGGAAACCAAUUAUUUACACAAAUAAUUGAUGAAAAUUUGCAAUUUUAAGAUUAGGGCAGUUUUCAAAUGAAAUAUAUCAACAAGGUUUCCACAAUAAAACUUUAUUUCGCAAAUAAUUAUCUAAAAAUUAUUGAUGAAGUAUUAGAAUCUGAAAAUAUUUGUUAGAUAUCAUCAAAAUAUAUAUAAAUUGAGAAUGUUUGCUUAAGAGUUGUGAUGAAUUUGAAAAAUUAGUAAUUUGGUUUUAGAAUAAGUAAAAAUGGGUAACAAGUUGAAUUUUAUGGUAAUGACUUAGAAUUAAUCGAAAAGAUGAAAAAAUAUGUGAUAUAAUCAGAGUUUUAGAAGAAAUAUCGAGUUAUAUAAAAAAUUGGUAGUGACUAAUUAUCAUCUGUAAAAUUUAUAAUUUAUAAAAAGGUCUAUAAGGUCUAACAUUAAAUAAGUGGAUAAAAAUUUGUAGCAAAGGUUGUAGAAAAAUAAAUGUUAUUGAAUAGUAGUAAAUUUGAAAAAGAUAACUUUUUAAAUUAAAUAAAUAUCCUAAGACAAAUGAAUCAUAAUAAUUUAUUAAAAUUAGAAGAAAUUCAUGAGGGUGAAUAAAAUAUAUAUAUAAUUACUGAAUAUUUAGAAGGAGGAUCAAUUAAAUAAUAAAUUUUGAAUAAUCUUCUUACUGAAUAAGAAAAGAUUAAAGUAAUGCAUUCUCUUUUUAGCAGUUUAGAUUAACUUCAUAAAUAAAAUAUUUAUCAUUAAGAUAUAAGAUAUGAUAAUAUAUUACUAAGAGAUGCCUAAGAUUUAAAGACAGCUUGUCUAAUUAAUUAUGAUAAGGCAAUUCAAAUUCCAAUAUAAAAAAAUAAUAAUUAAAUUAACAAUAAUCUUUAAGAUUAAGAGAAUAUGCUUAAUUAGUAUAUGAAAAGAGAUAUAUAUUGCUUGAGUGUUAUUUUAUUAACAAUGUUUACUAAGAAAAUUUAUAAAGAAAAUCAAGUGUUGGAUGAAUUAAUGAUUAAAAAUUCUAUAUAAUUAAUUGAAACAGAUUACAUGGAGUUAUCUCCUCCACUUUAUAGAUUUUUUGAGUAAAUUUUUAAGGAUAUGUAAAAGAAGUAAACAGAUAAUUUGAAUUGUGAAAAGAUAUUAGAGUUAGAUAUAUUUAGAAUUCAAUAAAAAUCUAGAAAUUCAAAAAAUUUUAUAUCUAAAUAAUUUCUACCUUUACUUCCAAAGAGAAUGAGUAAAUUUGAUCCUAGUUAAUCAGAUAGAGAAAAAACAGAUUGUUCUAUAAAUUCUAUAAAACUUCCACCUAUAAAUCGAGAUUCUUCAACUUCAGUUGAAAAAAGUGUAUCAAAAAGUCCAUAAUCAUUAUGUCUUCUCUCAAAUCAUCUUAAAACAAUAAAAAAUAAAAAUAAAUUAAGUUAAAGAAUGAAAAUGAUUAAAUAAAAUGUAUUUAUAUGA
Messenger RNA from Paramecium sonneborni, 1491 nucleotides. NCBI's taxonomy places the organism in Eukaryota, Ciliophora, Oligohymenophorea, Peniculida, Parameciidae. The record is from the annotation of a GenBank genome assembly.